AUGAUACUUUUUAGCAAAAAUCCCUUCCCUUUGCUCACCAAUGACACCCAGCUAUGGAGGGCGUUAGAAUCCGGUCUAUCGCCUUGGAACUGGGAGCAAUCCUCUCCAGUGGAGAAAAUACUAUCCAAUUGUUGUGUGGGUCCUCCUGACGCACGCCCAGUUAUGCGGGAGGUUUUCCGAUGGCUCAUGGAUGCCUGCGUUGAGCCAGAUUCAUCCCCAAUCCUUGAGGUGUCUGACCCUGAAGCAAAUCGCCCAUUGGCACUGCCUCCAACCGACAGCUCAGUGAAUCCAUUCCUUAUGCCGGAUGGAGACCCUGCCAGUUCAAACGCCGUGACGCCAUCCAAGGAGACGACCACGAAGGUUGAUGAACAAGUAGUUCCUGUUGCCCUUUCACCUGAGGCUCACAAUACAAUUCCCAUGCUGAAGCAGGCUAAGCUACUAUUGCCAAAGGCAACACCUGGACCCCGGGAAGUGAAGGAGCUGACGGUAGAGCCGCCCUCAAAUACUGCUCAACAGUCUUCCCAAGCUCGCAACCACACUCACCACGAUCAGCACGGUGACUCGGCUGGAUCUCGUCUUGGGCCUCCCGGCACCACACGUACUUCGCGGUUCCCCUCCCCUGGUCCUAGCGAUCUGAAGCGACAAGUGUCCCCCGAGCUUGUGACCGCGCUGCCUAGGAGUCGGCUUGAGAGAGAACGUCACGAGCGUCUAAGAGCCGAAGAGGAGUUAAGGCGGAAGGAAGCAGAAGCCCGUCGUAAGCUGGCGGAAAAAGACGUAGAACUCGAUCGUCUUGAGGCUGCUCCAGCCGAUCCAUUGACACAAAUUGCGAUACCCGCAACUGUUGCUGCCACAGCACCUAAGAAGCCUUCAGCAAACGAUUCAGAUGAACAGGGACGCAACAUCACGUCUUAUGACGACGAAGGUGGUGGAUCGUCUGAGGAUGAGGAGGACCCCACUACAGACGAGCACGUACGGAUUCCAUAUCGCCCGAAAAAGCUGAUGCAUGCACGAAAGCGCAAUAGAAAAGUGCAUUUCGUGACAACACACACGACCGCUGGUGGAAUGUCUACACCACCCAGCUCGUUCUCUGUUCUUGCUCCUGCGGAAGAAGCUCAGCGUAGAAGGGAUGAGGCCAUCCGGGAUCGUCUUGCAACGCUUGAGCGGCUGGAACAGAGAGAAAAGGCGGAAAGAGAGGCUCAGGAAAGGGAAAGGGCCGCAACCUUGAAAUCAGUCAACCAGAACCUCUCCAUCGUUCGCGAGCAACCAUCGGUAUCAGACAUUACGGCUCGCCUACCAGCAGCACCCCGAAUCCCAUACCUUUCUUUGCCAAUUCUCCCUGUCCGCCUUGAUACAGCACCUAAGAAGGCUUCAACAAACGAUUCAAAUGAACGAUGCAACGUCACGUCUUAUGACGAUGAAGGUGGAGGAUCGUCUGAGGAUGAGGAGGACCCCAGUACAGAUGAGCACGUACGGAUUCCAUAUCGCCCGAAAAAGCUGAUGCAUGCACGAAAGCGCAAUAGAAAAGUGCAUUUCGUGACAACGCACACGACCGCUGGUGGAAUGUCUACACCACUCAGCUCGUUCUCUGUUCUUGCGCCUGCGGAAGAAGCUCAGCGUAGAAGGGAUGAGGCCAUCCGGGAUCGUCUUGCAACGCUUGAGCGGCUGGAACAGAGAGAAAAGGCGGAAAGAGAGGCCCAGGAAAGGGAAAGGGCCGCAACCUUGAAAUCAGUCAGACAGAACGUCUCCAUCGCUCGCGAGCAACCAUCGGUAUCAGAUAUCACGGCCCGCAUACGAAACAGCUUAGAACAGGCACAACCAGCAGCACCCCAAAUGCCACACCCUUCUUUGCCAAUUCUCCCUGUUCGCCUCGAUCGUGGUCCUCCAGAGAACUCACCAUUCGUGCCCCCUCAGGCGAGUCUUUCCAGUGAAGCGUCGGGACAAACUGUCAGGGAAAAUGUCCGUCGCAUAGAACAGGAUCCGAGCAAACCGCCAAAGCCUCACCCCCACUCCGUGCACUCCAUGACAACACACACGACCGCCGGUGGAACGUCUACACCACUCAGCUCGUUCUCUGUUCUUGCUCCUACGGAAGAAGCUCAGCGUAGAAGGGGUGAGGCCAUCCGGGAUCGUCUUGCAACGCUUGAGCGGCUGGAACAGAGAGAAAAGGCGGAAAGAGAGGCCCAGGAAAGGGAAAGGGCCGCAACCUUGAAAUCAGUCAGACAGAGCCUCUCCAUCGCUCGCGAGCAACCAUCGGUAUCAGACAUCACGGCUCGCAUACGAAACAGCUCAGAACAGGCUCAACCAGGACCCCGAAUCCCACACCCUUCUUUGCCAAUUUUCCCUGUGCGACUUGAUCGUGGUCCUCCAGAGAACUCACCAUUCAUGCACCCUCAGGCGAAUCAUCCCAGUGAAGCGUCGGGACAAACUGUCUGGGAAAACGUCCGUCGCAUAGAACAGGUCAGUUCUAAUUUUCCCACUGCCAGUCCCAACCCCCACUCCGUGCAUUCUGUGACAACACAUACGACCGCUGGUGGAAUGUCUACACCACUCAGCUCGUUCUCUGUUCUUGCUCCUGCGGAAGAAGGUCAGCGUAGAAGGAAUGAGGCCAUCCAGGAUCGUCUUGCAACGCUUGAGCGGCUGGAACAGAGGGAGGGGGCGGAAAGAGAGGCCCAGGAAAGCGAAAGGGCGGCAACCUUGAAAUCAGUCAGCCAGAACCUCUCCAUUGCUCGCGAGCAACCAUCGGUAUCAGACAUCACGGCUCACAUACGAAACAGCUCAGAACAGGCUCAACCAGCAGCACCCCGAAUGCUACACCCUUCUUUGCCAAUUCUCCCUGUCCGCCUUGAUACAGUACCUAAGCCUUCAACAAACGAUUCAAAUGAACAGGGACGCAACGUCACGUCUUAUGACGAUGAAGGUGGAGGAUCGUCUGAGGAUGAGGAGGACUCCACUACAGAUGAGCACGUACGGAUUCCAUAUCGCCCGGAGAAGCUGAUGCGUGCACGAAAGCGCAACAGAAAAGGCUCCAUGCAUUCCGUGACAACACACACGACCGCUGGUGGAAUGUCUACACCACUCAGCUCGUUCUCUGUUCUUGCUCCUGCGGAAGAAGCUCAGCGUAGAAGGGAUGAGGCCAUCCGGGAUCGUCUUGCAACGCUUGAGCGGUUGGAACAGAGAGAAAAGGCGGAAAGAGAGGCCCAGGAAAGGGAAUGGGCUGCAACAGUUAAACGGAAUUUCUCCAUCACUCGUGACCAACCAUCGGCAUCAGACAUCACGGCUCCUUUAUGAAACAGCUCAGAACAGGCUCAACCAGCAGUUGCCCCAAAUGCCAGACCCUUUCUUGUAAAUACGGCGUUCCAAAUAUGGCAACCCGCUUCAGUAGCUUUCACUCACAGUCCCACCUUGGACACCCUAUUCCCACCCCUCGUUAGGUCUGACAAGUAGAACCUUUUGCGACUCACCCAACAGGCCCAAAAUACUAUAAAACGUUUUCAAACUCGUAGAACAUUUUGUUCUAAUUCAGUUUCCCUCGUGACAUUUGCAAAAAUGUUUUCAAAAUGUUUUCAAACGUUUCAACACCUUUUCUGAGCACCCGAUCUAUGGGAAACGAGUGGAAGUCGUUCUCCGAUGCUUCAAGAACGUAGAUUAACUCCAUUUGCAAACCCUAUAUACAUUGUAGUAGUAUAUACAUCACGGGGAGGAUCAAGUAGUAUGUUACAUGUCAAGAAAGCAAUUAGGAAGAGAAUAUAAGCU
This is a messenger RNA of Cantharellus anzutake, 3753 nucleotides long. RefSeq lists its product as uncharacterized. The transcript has 4 exons. The record is from RefSeq and is a predicted model, not a curated record. The coding region runs from base 1 to 3288 and encodes 1095 amino acids. Lineage: Eukaryota; Fungi; Basidiomycota; Agaricomycetes; Cantharellales; Hydnaceae.